CUUUGAAGUUGAACACGUGUGAUGAGAUAUUAUCAGUUAUUUUGGUCCUUUCCGAGUAGCAUUACUGGAUUGCUAGUUGCUUCAUUUUCCUUAAAAACUCCCAACAACAUGUUAGCCAAUACCAGCCUCAUCUCCUCUAACUUUACUUCCUUACUACUUCCAAGAAAUCAUAAACUUACCACUAAAAUUCCAUUUCCAAACAGUGCCAAAAUCAAGAAUCCCAAGACCCAAUUUUUCAAGAACUCAAUCUACACUUGCAACUACGUAAACACCAAAAUCUCAGGAUUUGGGCAAAAGGGUAGUCCGUAUAUAUGUCAUAGUUCACUAAACUUUCAAAAUCAAGAAGAACCAGAUAUGAAAAAAGAUGUAGACGAUUCUUUACAGGAGAAAGAGCUAGGAGGUGGAAAUAAUAAUGGAGACCAAUGGGAUAGGACAACAUCGUUUGUGCUGUUUGGGUUGUGGUCUGGACUGAUGUAUUAUGUUUUCUUCCUUGCUCCUAAUCAGACCCCGUUAACAGAUAUGUAUUUCUUAAAGAAGCUCCUUAAUUUGAAAGGAGAUGAUGGCUUCCAAAUGAAUCAAGUGUUAGUGGGACUUUGGUACAUCAUGGGUUUGUGGCCAUUAGUUUACAGUAUGCUGCUCCUUCCUACCGCUAGAAGUUCAAAAGGCAGCAUUCCUGUCUGGCCUUUUCUUGUACUUUCAUGCUUUGGUGGUGCAUAUGCUCUCAUUCCUUAUUUUGCUCUUUGGAAACCACCACCUCCGCCAGUUGAAGAAACUGAGCUUCAAAAGUGGCCUUUGAAUCUGUUAGAAUCAAAGUUAACUGCAGGGAUCACAAUGGCUGCAGGGCUAGGGAUAAUAUCCUAUGCAGGUUUAUCAGAUGGAGAUGUCUGGAAGGAAUUUUACCAAUACUUCAGUCAAAGCAGAUUCAUCCAUGCGACGUCAAUUGAUUUCAGUUUACUAUCAGCAUUUGCACCCUUCUGGAUUUACAAUGACAUGACUGCUCGAAAGUGGUAUGACAAAGGAUCUUGGCUUCUUCCGCUAUCGGUGAUUCCUUUUUUGGGUCCAGCCCUAUACCUUCUCCUACGCCCAUCUGUUCCGACAGUACCAGUAUUAUCAAGCCCAACUUCGACUGAAGGAAAAUGAUACAAAUCUCUUACACCAGGAUUUUAAUUGCGUGGUACAUUGAGCAAAACAUAUCUAAACAAGUUGUGCAGAAACUCUUCUCUGCUGUCUGUAAUGUAACAUUUUCAGAGCACAAGCAACAACAAACUGUUUUUCGGGUUAUCGGCUACUCGAUGGAGCAUAGUUCUGAAGUUGAACUGAAGAACGUUUGUGCUACAAAUUCCAAAACGCGUUGCUCUGUCUUCUUCCUAAUUUUUUAUACAGCCCUUGUUUUAUGUAAACUUUCACACGAUGUAUUCUUAAGAUGGUAAUUUCCAAUUUCAAGUGUA
This is a messenger RNA of Lycium barbarum (goji berry), 1448 nucleotides long. RefSeq lists its product as uncharacterized. NCBI's taxonomy places the organism in Eukaryota, Viridiplantae, Streptophyta, Magnoliopsida, Solanales, Solanaceae. The record is from RefSeq and is a predicted model, not a curated record. The transcript has 6 exons. The coding region runs from base 22 to 1140 and encodes 372 amino acids.